Molecule: messenger RNA, 866 nt
Organism: Capsella rubella
Lineage: Eukaryota; Viridiplantae; Streptophyta; Magnoliopsida; Brassicales; Brassicaceae
Product: heat shock protein 21, chloroplastic
Exons: 2
Coding region: 84-764 (226 amino acids)
Biological process (GO): response to heat
Source: RefSeq, a predicted model, not a curated record
UCCAAAUCAAAAAAAAAACAUCACAACUAAAUUUCUUCUAUUUUCUUAGAUCAGUGUAAUCUUUUAGCUCAUACUCAAUACAAAUGGCCUCCACACUCUCAUUUUCAUCGGCUCUACGUUCGCCUCUCGCUCCAUCACCCUCUGUCUCAUCCAAAAUCACUUUCCCGCUCUCUGUAGCCUUCCCACCGAGGAUGCCUAGUCGGAUCAGAGCUCAAGACCAAAGAGAAAACUCGGUUGAUGUUGUUCACCAAGGACAACACAAAGGGAAUGAAGGAUCUAGCGUACAAAAACGACCUCAGCAACGUUUAGCCAUGGAUGUUUCUCCUUUCGGACUGUUGGAACCUUUAUCACCAAUGAGGACAAUGCGGCAAAUGCUGGACACCAUGGACAGGAUGUUCGAAGACGCUAUGCCUGUCUCAGGAAGAAACAGAGGAGGAAGUGGAGUGUCAGAGAUUCGUGCACCAUGGGACAUCAAAGAGGAGGAACAUGAGAUCAAGAUGCGUUUUGACAUGCCUGGUCUCUCCAAAGAAGACGUAAAAAUCUCUGUUGAAGAUAACGUCCUUGUUAUCAAAGGAGAGCAAAAGAAGGAAGAUGAUAAUGAAUCUUGGUCGGGAAGAAGCGUUAGCUCUUACGGAACACGGCUUCAGCUUCCAGACAACUGUGAGAAAGACAAGAUCAAAGCUGAGCUAAAAAACGGAGUCCUGUUUAUCACUAUCCCUAAAACCAAAGUCGACCGCAAAGUCAUCGAUGUCCAGAUUGAGUAGAACUCCGUAUUAAAAAUUUCGUCUGUUUUCUGGUUUCUUGUACAUAGUAAGCGCAUUUGUUUCUCAAUAAAGUUUGCAUAGUGUGGUGUAAGUAAAAGAAGA